Molecule: messenger RNA, 2459 nt
Organism: Branchiostoma belcheri (Belcher's lancelet)
Lineage: Eukaryota; Metazoa; Chordata; Leptocardii; Amphioxiformes; Branchiostomatidae
Exons: 4
Coding region: 1-2283 (760 amino acids)
Source: RefSeq, a predicted model, not a curated record
AUGGAAGACUUGCCUGAGGAUGGCGAUCAGGAGGAUGGAGCUGACAUGCAGGAGGAUGGAGCUGACAUGCAGGAGGAUGGAGCUGACAUGCAGGAGGAUGGAGCUGACAUGCAGGAGUAUGGAGCUGACAUGCAGGAGGAUGGAGCUGACAUGCAGGAGGAUGGAGCUGACAUGCAGGAGGAUGGAGCUGACAUGCAGGAGGAUGGAGCUGACAUGCAGGAGGAUGGAGCUGACAUGCAGGAUGGAGAUGGGCGUAACAAGAGAAAGGCAAGGGAAGGAGGAAAGGAGGGCCAAGGGGGAAAGACCAGCCAGAGCGGAAAGAAGGGUACUAGUACCACACCAGCAGCAGCAAAGACGUCCGUGUAUCAGCAACAGGGUACCACACCAGCAGCAAAGUCCGUGUAUCAGCAACAGGGUACCACACCAGCAGCAAAGUCGUCCGUGUAUCAGCAACAGGGUACCACACCAGCAGCAAAGUCCGUGUAUCAGCAACAGGGUACCACACCAGCAGCAAAGUCCGUGUAUCAGCAACAGGGUACCACACCAGCAGCAAAGACCCUGCAGCAGGAACAAGGCACCACACGUGCACCAUCAGGGCUCCACACCCUGCAGGAGAAAGUAGCAGACAAACGACAGAAACAACCAACAGACUAUGGGAAAAGACUUCCGAAAGGGUGGGAGAAAAAUGUCAGACCUGAGGACAGACAGUGGUUGGGCAAAACUUUGUUUGUAAAACCAGGACAGCUAUCUCCAACACUUCAACACUGGUAUCACCCUCCACUGAAGAAGGCAGACGGUCAGACCAAACCCCAGCCAGAGCUGUACUUUCUCAGACGGAUGUUCCUCUGGAUGCCACGUAGAAUGUAUUUGUUUGAUUUCCGUUGCCCCAACUGUCCGAAGAGAGCCUUGACAGGUAAGGGCACCUACAACCGGGUCAGGCUCGUGUUGGACACCACCGAUUACUACUACCUCUGCACGGAAUACCUCACGUGCUCUGACUGUGGGGGAACAUUUCCAGCCUGGGACUCAAGGCUACUACACCAGCUGCCAGACCACUUGAAAAUGAAGUUUCCAGCUUUGCUAACACGCAAAUACGCGUGUGACAGAAACGUGGUGGCACUGCUGCGAUCUAGGACACUAGGUAACAGCUCUACAGCCCUGAGGAACACAGUCAUGGAGAUGCAUUCUGAAGAAUGGCUCAGGAAGCAGGUGUACUACCUGUCUGCCUGCAAGGAACACAGAAAGCGCCUUGGAAGCUUUGGUUUGGAGGAGUUUGGGUAUGAUGAGGCCCCAUCUUUCCCACCAUUUCCACAACCACGUUGGUUUCUGGCCACAUAUGUGAGGGGUAUCUACAUGAGGCUGCCAGCCCUCAAGGCUGCGCUGACAUCGACCUUUGGCAACAUCUUAAAGAUCGACUCUACCAAGAAAGUCUGCAGAAAGCUACAGGGAGAAAGUGCAGGCACUGCAGAGUGGUCAACCAACAUAGGGAACGAACGGGGCCAGGUCCUUCAGUCUGUGCUUACAACCACAGAAGGAAAGGAUGCCCUAGAGGCGAUGGCAAGUGGGCUAAUGAAGAGAUACAGGGAUGCAGGCCAAGACCCUCCAGUUCUUCUAUACACCGAUAGGGACUGUUGUGCUGUCAGCGGCCCGUCAAGGUUCCAGUUGCUGUUCUCUGAGUGGGAAGGCCUCGAAGUUCGCCUGGACAUCUGGCACUACAUGCGGCGUAUUGCUGUUGGUUGCACCAGUGAGGCACACCCCCUGUAUGGCACAUUCAUGACACAACUGUCCAGUUGCAUCUUCGAGUGGUCACAAGAUGACUACGCCAAACUACUGCAUGCAAAAGAAGCAGAACUGAUCGCCAGUGGAAUCCCAAACCCUCCUGAAGGAGCAGUGAAGAAAGCUAUAACCAAAGAUGAAUUGGCCAAGCACUGUAGAAGGAGAACAAGGGGAACGGAGUCAACCAUUGAAGCCAUAGAGGAGCUUAUCCUCUCUUUCUCCACCGCAACUGACACCAUAGGUGUUCCCCUCUUCAGACCAGAGAUGACGGACAUCUGGACACAACAAAAACAACAUGUGAAGUGCAUCCAGGAUCCACCAGGAGUAGAACUCUACACCUGGACCGGCAACAUCAAGAAGGGUGGGGUGACAGUUCCAGUGUUCCGAACUGGGAGAGGGACUACAUCCCUGGAGUCAUUUCAUCUCCACCUGAACCGGUUCAUCCCUGGAACAUCAGCCAGUGCUGUAAACUUCCAGGCAUACUUGGUGGAAGGCAUGACCAGGUAGAACAAAGCCAGAGCAGACGCUGCCAUAGACUGCGAGGACAAUAACAGCAGGACCUUCGACAGUCAGCUGCAGCUCAAAGUAAACAACCUGUCGAUGGAAAUCCACAACAAGGAAGUCCUAACAAAGAUCACGCCUCCUAUGAAGUACACAGGAGAACUGAUUGGGGUGGAAUACCU